AUGGCUCCUCCAGUAUACUGCAUUUUGUCUGGCGGUGCAGUUCACUGCGUACCAGUAACUGCUUUCAGCAGUACAUCUACUUCUCAAACGCCCGCUGAAUUCUCCAGAAAUCCUGCCGUCAACACUCAUUCAGACUCGGUGAUUCCUCCGCUUACAUUGCUGCCGGCGGUGGUGAAAAUCAAAAACAAAAAUCUCCUAUAUACCCUCAACAAUCCGCUGUUGUCGGAUCUCGAGUCAGAUGCUCAUGCUACCAACGACAGUAGACGGCUAAGCGCCACUUCUCAGGAUGAGGAUGCGUGGGAUCUGCCUCCACUGACGCCUCUGAAGCAGCAUGUGUUAACUCUGUAUGAUUCUGUGAUCUCACUGCAUGGAAAUGGCCAGUUGCUCUCAAAUGGAAAUGGACACGAAAUUCCCGAAAUCCCCGAGCAUUCAGAGCUAUCUGACGUGAAUGGAGCCGCUGAUAUUAACUACACAAACUUUGCUGGCAAUGGCAGUGUUAAAAUCGACAUUGGCGCGCUCAACACAGUGGAGGACCAGCUGCCAAUUGAUAUUCAGUCUCUUUUAGAGAAGUAUGCUACCCACGCCAUCUACUUGCCGCAGUACUCGGUGGAUCUCCAAACUAACCUCGAUAGUGACUACACACAGAUCAAGUCAUUGCUUACGAAGGUAUUUCCCUCGUGGACGUGUGAUAUUAUUGUGAAACAACUCACGGGAGGAAUCACCAAUAUGCUCUUGCUGUGCACACACACGCCAUCGCUGGAAACUUUGCUCAUGCGCGUGUAUGGACAAGGUACUAACCUUAUUAUUGACCGUCAUCGUGAAUUCGUAUCUCAUCUUGUUCUCAAUUCGCUCAAAUUGGCUCCACCUAUUCAUGCUCGGUUUUCCAACGGUCUUAUCUAUGGCUUCCUUCCGGGAAGAUCAUUGGAGCCUAAGGAGCUCAGCAAUCCAUACUUAUACCCAAUGAUCGCCCAGCAAUUGGGCAAUUGGCAUCACCAAGUUGAUUGCGACUACAUCGAGGAUGGCGUGGAGAAACUCAGAAAGUACACUGCUAACUUGAAGAAACUGUACCAACUCAUAAACGACCCACAAAAGCCCGCAAAGCGUGAAAAGAAAGUCAAGAAGAUUAUCAGCAGUAUCUGGGACCUUAUUGAUGAUUGGAUCCUGAUUGUUCCGGCCAAUGAAGCUCUCGUUGAUAUCUUCAGGACAAAUUUAGAUGAUAAUAGCAUUACGGAGCUGAACAUCCGCGAUGUCAUCCAUAAGGAGUUUAAGUGGCUCAAGAGCACGCUCAACCGUGUUACCAAGUCCUCUGUGGUGGUGUCUCAUUGUGAUUUGCUCUCAGGCAAUAUUAUCAUUCCGGAGACUGAGGAGUUCGCAGCAAAGAUCGAGAGGGGAGUUUCUGACGCUAGCCUUCUUCCAAUUGAGGACAACCCUAUCCAAUUUAUUGAUUAUGAGUAUAUGCUUCCGGCUCCCAGAGCGUUUGACAUUGCAAACCAUUUUGCUGAAUGGCAAGGCUUUGAUUGUGACCGUUCAGCAAUUCCAGAACCCUCGAUGAAUAACCCGGUGAUGGUCAGUUGGUGUAAAGGUUACCUUAACGAUAUUAAUGUCUCACAGCAGGAACUUGAGGGGUUGAUAAACGAAAUUGAGUGUUACUACGGUAUGCCAGGCUUCUACUGGGGAAUUUGGGCAAUGAUUCAGAGUGAGCUCUCGAACAUCGAUUUUAACUACGCUGAAUACAGUGGGCUUCGGUUGGAAGAGUAUUGGGACUGGAAAAAGAACUUCCUUACAAAGAGUGCCUGA
Messenger RNA from Sungouiella intermedia, 1797 nucleotides. NCBI's taxonomy places the organism in Eukaryota, Fungi, Ascomycota, Pichiomycetes, Serinales, Metschnikowiaceae. The record is from the annotation of a GenBank genome assembly.